UCGGCGGAAGUAAAUUUCAUCAGUGUAAUCGAAGUUGAGGACAAUAUUUGAUUAUUACUGCAGCUUAUCUGAUAGAAUUAAAAGAAAAAUGCCUCCCAGAAAACGCAGAACAAGGGCAGUGUCGAGGGCAAAGCCAAAGGCUCCAUCUGGAGACGAAGGAAAAGAUCUGACCCUUGAGGAAAGGAGAGCGAAGAUGGAAUUGUUUUUGAAGGACUUUGAUGUUCAUGUGAAGGAUCGUAUUGCCAAGAUGAGAGCUGAAGCCAAAAGGAACUGUCAGAAAAUAGAGAGUUUGUACAGGUUGGAAUUAACCAAACUGCCAAAACAUAUAAGAGACAUGAAAAGAUCAGAAUUUCUCAAACUUGGUGGUACUAUCAGUGCAGUCAGCAUGCAUGAGGCAGAGGAACUUGUAGGAACGCUUUCAGCCACCAUAGAUUCCAAACUUUCCUGUCAGAGAUUGAGAACUGUUUCCAAGACAUCUAGCACAUGUGCUACCAUAGAAGAAGAGGAAGAAGAAACCACAACCAAAAAGAAACCAACGCGCAGAGGAAAGGCGGUGCUGGGAGAUGCCAGUAACAUGCCCCCUCCACCUCCACCCACCACAGGAAGAACUAGAAGGGCCACAGCCAGGACAACACAGAAUGCAAGCUACCAAACACCUUUUGGUAGAGCUGGAGGAAAGACCACCUGUGAUACUCCCCUCUUUACCCCAAGGUUUGACCCCAGACUCCCAAACACCCCUGGCACCGUCCUGCGUAAGCAGCGAGAGGGAGAGAAGACAGUGACGAGCGUGGUGAAAUACUCCAUGGCAGGCAGUCCUCUGGCCCCAGAAGGUCCAGUCAUGCCUGAUGUCUUCCUCCCUGUGGGAGAUGGACAGAUGAUUGCACUGAAUGAAGCUAACGUGGACGAGGUAAUGGAUAAUCUCGACGAACAGACGAAAUCGACACUGGAAAUUGUGCACAAAAGACUGGCAGCCAUGUUUGCUAAAUAGCAAGGAAUCAUCAACUUGAAAUGGCGUAUAAAAAGAAAAAGAAGUGCUGUCAGAAUGAAUUUUGUGUGACUCUUCUGAUGUCAUCUUUUUAUGAAGAAACAGAAGGGCAAAAGAUGUACAGGCUUUUGACAGAACUCAAGACUUACUGACUCAAAGGGAGCAAGUUGUGCAAACUGAUUCAACUGUUUCUUCAUUUCAUCUUAUUGUUCCAAAGUCAAUAUCACAUCAUGGUAUUGGUCUU
Molecule: messenger RNA, 1229 nt
Organism: Lingula anatina
Lineage: Eukaryota; Metazoa; Brachiopoda; Lingulata; Lingulida; Lingulidae
Product: borealin
Biological process (GO): mitotic sister chromatid segregation
Cellular component (GO): chromosome passenger complex; chromosome, centromeric region; spindle midzone
Source: RefSeq, a predicted model, not a curated record